Eucalyptus grandis is the source of this 2883-nucleotide messenger RNA. Its product is annotated as disease resistance protein RPV1-like. The coding region runs from base 1 to 2883 and encodes 960 amino acids. The record is from RefSeq and is a predicted model, not a curated record. Gene Ontology annotation, molecular function: ADP binding. Gene Ontology annotation, biological process: defense response; signal transduction. The transcript has 8 exons. Lineage: Eukaryota; Viridiplantae; Streptophyta; Magnoliopsida; Myrtales; Myrtaceae.
AUGAAGCUCACGAGGUCAUUGGUAGGGGCCCUGAUUAUGAUGUUGAAGGAGGCAAUGGAGAGCGAAGGAAGAGAGGCCUUGAUACUCGCAAAGGCUUCGUUGAUCACCUCUACCGUCAACUCGCACGUGGGCCUACAUCAUCCAAACUUCGUGUUUAGAGAUGAUGAGAACCUCCGCUUUGGCGAGCCAAUUGCUGAAAAUCUUCUCAAUGCAAUCAAGUGCUCUAAGGUUUCAAUCCCAGUCAUCUCGGAAAAUUAUGCUGCUAGCGAAUGGUGCCUUCGCAAACUCAUUCAUAUUAUGGAGUGCAAGGAAACUGGAGGACAAAUAGUCUUGCCUGUGCUGUACAAGGUGAAACCCAAGGAUGUGAAACACAUGCCAGGGAAAUUUGGAGAGGCCUUCAAAUCUGGUAUGCAUCGUUUCAAGGAGGAUGUCAAGCAACAAGGGCCGGAAGCGCUCAAAAAAGCACUUACUCUUCGAGUAUACGAAUCAGAGGUGUUUGCUAGUGGGCAUGAAGGGGAAUUGGUAAAUGAACUCGUAGAAACAAUAUUGUGUGAGCAGCAAUAUGAUCUCCAACCACAUCUUCCCAUAAACUUGGUUGCAAUCAAGGAUCGUGUGGCUGAGGUUAUGGAAUUGGUGGAUCUUGCUUGCCCGGACACUCGAAUUAUUGGGAUUUGGGGGAUGGGCGGCAUCGGUAAGACAACCCUAGCUACGAUCAUCUAUAAAAAGCUUUUUGACAAGUUUUGGUGUGCAUUUGAAGGGGAACAAUGUCCCACAGGACUCACAGAUCUUUCUCGUGAUAUUGUUGCCACCACGGGAGGACUUCCCUUAGCUCUCAAGGUUAUAGGUUCACUUCUCAAUGGAGAAAAAGAUCAAAUGGUGUGGAGAGAGAGGCUGGAGAAAUUGAGGAAUGUACCUACUGAGGAUGUACAAGAAAAGUUGAGGAUAAGUUAUGAUACAUUAAAGCAUGAAGAGAAACGGAUGUUUCUAGAUAUUGCAUGUUUUUUCAUUGGAACUGACAAAAGAAUUGCCACCUACUUUUGGGCAGAUCUCAAAUUCUUCCCAAGAAUUGGAUUGCAAAUAUUGAUUAACCGAUCAUUAAUAAAAAUUGAUGAUAUGAAUCGGUUUACAAUGCAUGAUCAACUAAGAGAUUUAGGUAGGGCUCUCACCUAUCCAGUAGAGAAGAAGCCUUGGGAAUGGAGCAGACUACGGGAUGAGGAAGUCAUGAGAGUUCUACGACGCAAGAUGGAGAACUUGAAAGUUCUCAAUCUUUCGCGGUGCACAGAAUUAAAGAGCACCCCUAAUCUCUCUGUAUUUAAAAAUUUAGAGAUGCUAAUCCUCAAAAGCUGUGUUUGUUUGGAGGAAAUUGACCCUUCCAUUAGAGAUGUCAAGCGCCUCAUUUCCUUGAACUUGAGUCGCUGUGACAGAUUUAAGAAAUUACUUGAACAACUUGGCGAACUAGAAAAUUUGGAGGAACUUGUCGUAGAUUACAUUUCGAUAAAAGAAAUCCCUUCAUGUAUAGGAUCUCUGAAGCAACUGAAGAGGUUUAGUGCUGGUGGAUUUUCGCCACUUACUGAAGUUCCCAUGUUAGGGGAUUAUGACAAGUUGCCACCAAUCCCUCCUUCAAUUGGGAAGUUGGGAGAGUUGGUUGUGUUGAAGUUGCUAAAUGCAUCGAUUACGGGAUUGCCCGAAUCUAUUGGGGAAUUAAACAAAUUGAAAAUUUUGUGGCUUCAUGGUAGCAAGAUAGAAAGGUCACCGAGCUCUAUUGGAAAAUUGCAAAGCCUCGAAGAGCUGGAUGCCUCCCAUUGCUAUAACCUUGAAGGACAAAUUCAUGUCGAUAAAGGUGGAUUGUCUUCUCUAAAGACCCUAAAUUUAUUCAGAAUAAAUAUUUCUGGCUUGCCGGAAAACUUAGACCAACUUUCUUCUCUCGAGCGCCUCAAUUCAAGUGGCUGUGAAGAGCUUGAGUCACUCCCAAAACCUCCUUGUAGCUUAUCAUCCCUCUAUCUCACCUGUCAGAGCAAUGAGCUGGCAUCGCUCUCUCACCUCAAGCAUCUACAGGUGCUCUUUAUUGAAAAAUGCAUGUCUCUUCAAAGCAUCCCAAAGCUUCCCUCCUGCAUACGGAGGCUUAGCGUUUGGGUAUGUCCCAAAUUGGAAAGGUUGCCAAAGCUUUUUGAUUUGGAAUUUUUGUCGUAUUUACGGCUCGAGGAUUGCUAUGGACAGAAGAAAUUGGAUGGACUGGAAGCUUUAAAAUCCCUAAGAGAGUUGAACCUAUCCAUACACCCAGAGUCCUCCGCCGGCUACGGCGUUGAUGUAGAGGAUGCAAAGGUAGAUAAUCUCCAUGCGAUACGAGGCCUCGAAAAAUUGGGAUCCCUUGAAGUUGUAAAUAUCUCUGGGCGCAAGCACAUUCAAGUACUGGACCUUUCAAAGUCGGAGCAUCUGAAGGAGUUGAUUGAGUAUAGUCGGAUUUUCAUGAGGAAGCCAACGAGGUUGCGGAAGACUUGGUGCGAUUCUGGGCAUUGGGGUAAGAAGCAAAGGAGGGUGGAAAUCGAGCACAGAGAGAAGAGGAAGAGAUUGAGGGGUCCACCAUCAUCUGGUGGUCUGUUUCUGUCCUACUUCCGGUGGAUGACGAUGGGAUUGACUGAUUCGAAACUUGAAUGGAAGCAUCUUCAUGUUGGGUCUUCAUUGCUUCCGGUUGCCAUAUCUUUGGAGUCCAGGCAAGAAGGUUGGUCCACGAUUGAGCCGUGCCCUCAAUCGCUAGUGCUGCAUUGUUCCGUCAUGGAGUCUCUCCCCGAUUUGCCUGCUAAAACUCCAUAUGUGCUGUUUGGGAAGCUUUAUUGUGGAAUAAGGAAGAAGAUCAAUCUUUGGAGCUUAGUUUGGAGGCUUUAG